AUGUCUCUAUACGAGGGCUCGAUCGACGACAACGACCCGCAGAUCAUAUACUCGGACGGCUGGGAGCUCGUCACGAGCGACGGAAACUGGCACGGCACCAUGCACUCAACAUCGACCAUCGUCUCCAGCGCGCGCGUGCGGUUCACAGGCACGCGCAUCGCAUUUAUAUGCACGAUCCCGACGGGCGACGGGCAGCUGAGCCAGGCGUCCUUCGUAGUGGACGGCGGCGCGCCGGUGCGCAUCGCACACGCCACGACGCCGCCUGUGCAGUGGCAGACGACGUUCUGGGACUCGGGCCCGCUCCCGUAUGGCUCGCACCUCGUCACGAUGACGAAUACGGGCAACGACGCGUAUUUGCGGCUUGACCGCAUUGACUAUGACCCGACGACGGGGAACGCACCGUCGUCGCGCGCUGCGGUGCCGCAGACGAAGACGGUGGUGGGUGGGACGGCGACGGUGCAGUCGACGGUGACGUCUGUUGUGGUUGUGUCUGAGUCGAGUGGUGCGGUGUCGUCGUCGUCGUCCGUGACGAGUACAGGCGGUCAAUCGUUGCAAACCGGGACUGUGGCAGUACCCACAAACUCCAAUACCAGUCCUGAACCAUCAUCGUCUGCUGGUGCGAAGCUGAACGACUCCGACACAGGGUCCUCGCCAGACGCGCAGAAGUCUAGCAGCGCCACGCCGCCUGUGGCUGCGAUUGUAGGAUGUGUACUUGGCGCGCUGCUGGCUAUUGCGCUUAUUGCUUUGGUUCUGCUAUUUUAUCGGAGGAAAAAGUCGCAGAGGGCGAUGUCGGCGUAUCUGGACGAGUCUGCUAUCCAUGGUGGUGGUGGUACAGGAGCUCAGGGCUUGGUGGGGUCGAGAUGGAGAGGAGUAAAGCGUACGAUGCCUACACCAUUCAGCAUCGCGCGCGGAUCGACCUCCAAUUUAGCGCCGCAGAGCAACACGGAGCCGUCUUUGGAUACCUCGCCAACGGGCGAAAGCAGUAAUAUCAGCCUUACAUCGCUCUCAUCGCCGUUCAACUACUACGACUCGAGCAGAGGCGUUGUGUCUGCAUCCGCGUCGGUGUAUCACCAUGCUAGUGAGAGCUCUUCGCAGGCGCAUGGAAGCUAUGGGUCGUAUAUGUACCAGUAUAAUGGUGCUGCCGGUGCAGGGUCUAGUGUUGGUGGACAAAUAACUGGCGGGUCGAGCUCAAAACAUGCAGAAUUCGUCGCUGAGCAACAGCACCAAUAUAAUCAGCGCCAACAACAACAACAGCAAAUGCAACAAAUUGACCCUCGAGCCGUUGUAUUCGGCCGCGCUGGCACGUUGAGUAAUAGAGCACUUCCACUUCCGCCGCCGCCGUCGCAGUCGCAAUUACAAUCGCAAUCGCACCAUCAGCACUACGAAGAGUCCGAUGCCGGUGGUGCACCGAGCAGCGUGGGUCCGUUUAUGGACGAAGUGCCUCCGCCAGCGUACCCUGGUUGUGUUGUGCAUAAUCUGAAUAAUCAGGGUGGUGGUGGUGCCACGCAGAUGUCCGGCUCGGGGUGA
Molecule: messenger RNA, 1527 nt
Organism: Psilocybe cubensis
Lineage: Eukaryota; Fungi; Basidiomycota; Agaricomycetes; Agaricales; Agrocybaceae
Exons: 4
Coding region: 1-1527 (508 amino acids)
Source: RefSeq, a predicted model, not a curated record